AAAGGAUGAAAUACAACUUUGACAUGUAUUAAAGGGCAGCAAUCCUUGUGUAACAAAGUUGAUAAAUCGAGAGUUAUAUUCAUUCAUUCGUUCACCCGUGAAAGCUAUUUUUAGAGUUUUACUUGGAAGAGAGAGAGGAGUGGGUUAAAGCGAACUAGGACUGCAAGUUGUAGUUACUGCGUCCCGCCGCACGACGGAAGCGAAAAGUAUGCUUCUGGCAGAUGUUUUACUAUAUGUCUGGAAUUAGGCAUAAACUAUUUAAAUAGAUGCCUUAGUCCAGAAUGGCGAACUGGAUGAGUGAAAGAUGGCCAAUGAGUUUGCUUCCUGCAGCAGUACGUUGGCAACUUGCUGACUCUCUAGAUGUUACAACAGCAACAGGCCUUGGUUACCUAACAUUCGCUGCUGAACUCCGCAUUAGAGGCUGUGUAAUAUACACUGCACAAAAGAUAGAAGUUAUAAGGGUGCGGAGUCGGUCUGGCAGUAUGACUUAUGACUUACUGCUAGAUUAUGAGAGUAGAGGUGGUUCUGUUCUGGGAGUCCAGCGUGCGUUGGAAAAUAUUGGCCAUGUAGCGGCAGAGAUUAUACCAGCAUAUUUUGAAAGUAUAACUAGAGCUCAGGCUAGAGCAUAUCCAGAGCAAUAUACUGAUGGCAGAGUUCCGUACCCAUUUAACAGCGGAUACCAAAAUACUGAACCACGUAGCUGCAACUGCCCAGAGUGUCACGGUCGUGGUCAGUAUUCUAACACUUCAAGGCCCAGCAGGCCCAACUCCGUACAGCGUGAAAUAAGUAACCUGAAUGGCUCAGUCUAUACAGGAGCUUCUGAAAAAGGAAGAAGAAUACCUAGACGAAGGAGUCUGACACAGUCAGGAUCCAGAGCCCCUGAUUCAGAUCUCGACAAACCGGCUACUGCUGGUUCAAGUGGAAGAAGUGGAAGAAGCAGUGAUAUGACUAGUUCUGAAAAUAACUAUGUACCGUAUAUUACUGGACAAUUGCCAAAUAUGGAUGAAAGGAACAAUAUUGGACAGAAUCCUUUCCCAAGAGGAAUCAACGGGGAAAUAAACAAUGUUUUUUGCCAGUGUGAGGAAUGCAGGUUACGGUCUGAUUCGGAACAGACACAGAGACUUACUCUUGAAAGUGAUCCAAAAACUCCAUGUUUGCUCAGGCCAGUACAUCGAAUAACUGCAAAUGGUGGGCAUGGGCAUGACUCAUCAAGAAUUUCAGAAGUCAUCAGCAGUGGACUUUCCCAGCUCUAUUUGGAUUCUGAGGAAAGUAGAGACACCUCAAGGGAUGAUGUUGAAAAUUCUGAUGAAACGUUUGUGAAGAGUGUGGUCAUUAAGUCACAAAGUGUUGAUAGUGAAGCAAACUCUGUUUCAAGAGGUAUUCCCACUGAAAACAUUGUGACAAAUAAUAGAGGACCAAUUUGUUCUAGGUCUGAUAUGGGACAACACAGGCUCGGUGAGAUGGUGGAUAACUGUCCUGUUUGUGGUAACAAUGCAGGAGCAAAACCUAAAACUGGGCCAAGGCCGCGGAAUAACUCAGCUCCACAGAAAAAUGAAAUACCAGAAACCGAUUUAAGGAAGUCAUGGCAUGGAACGUCAGGAGCCAGUGAUAAAGAAGAAAUGAAAAAAAUAAAUUCUGAUUCUGUGCUUUCAUGGUCUUCUGUUACUAGCAGCCCACAACCCCAGUAUACUAAUUUGAUUGGGGAAACUUUAUAUAGUAGAAUUUCGUCCUUCGGUAGUGACAAUUCUGAGUGCAAAAGAGGUGAUAGUGGUGCAAAUAGUGUAGAUAUUUCAGCCAUUGGAAAAAAUUCUGUCAAUGAUAUUUAUCAGAACAAUUUAGAAUCAGAUAAUGCAAAUGUCUUAAACAAUCAACAAACUGGCUCAAGAAACAUUGUUCAAAGUAAUUCUUUUAACUGCUCAGACGUACAGAACAAUACUUCUGUAAAUACACCUGCCAGGUAUUUGAGUAAUGUACAUUCCAGGACCUCAUUUGACCCACAGGUUCAGAUCUCAAAUGAUCGUGCUCAAAGAGUCAACUCGACCUCUGAAGAUGCUCAACAAAGGGGAGAGUCUGCUACGAAUGCUCCACAAGCCAGUGGGCCAGCCACAAGUGCUCCUCAAACUAGUGGAUCAGCCACAAGUGCGCAACAAAUCAAUGGAUUUGCGGCAAGUGCUCAACAAAACAGUGGAUCAAAUGGAAGUGCUCAAAAUCAAGACAGAAGGUCGGGAGACUUUGUGUUCGUUACAUACAGCUGGAAUGGGAUGACAGAUCCUGAAUCGUUAAUACAGGAAGUUAUUGAGAUGUGCCGUGCUCUGCGUGAGGCAGGAAUCCGGGUGAAGAUUGAUAUGGAUGAGACAUCAUACGCUGCCUUGAGACUUAACAGACUUGACUGGAUAGAUAGAAAUGUGCGUGAGGCUAGGUAUGUAAUUGUUUGUGUGACCCCUACAUAUGCUGCAGAUAUAAGAGAACCAGACCCGAGAAACCAGGCAUCGCCACGAAGUGGUCAACUGAAUGCUAGAUACAUCUUUGAUAAACUACGGGAGGAGUAUUACAGCAACUUGUCCCAAAACAGAAGGAUUAUACCUGUGAUGUUCUCUAACUAUGGAGCAGCUCCAAAACAUGUCCCAUCAUGUAUGCGCUCAACACUAAUCUACACAUAUCCUGCAAACAUGGAAGAAAUAAUUGCUGCUAUUUUAGGCUACGGUAGAUUCAGGCCUUCGUGAGAUGUUAUGACCCAGUUUGACCAAAACAAAUCAAAUUUCUGCGGACAGUCAACCUAAACCAGUUCAAACGAGAACAUUCUAGCAAGUAGAGAGCUAAUAUGAAAUAUGCUUUUCUCGUGGACAUUUUGUGACACAUCCAUUAUCUGCCAGUCAGCUUUUGUCCAUUUGGAAGUAUUGUCAUUUGUUUAUACUAGAAUCAGCUUAAACUGGUGCAAAACUAGGAACGCAGGUUAUCUGAAGGAUGACUAGCGAUUGGAUAUGGCCACCAACUUUGAAUCACGCACAACAGUGGAGCCGAGGUAUAUCACAUUUUUUUGGUUUCUAUUGCGAAUAGAAGCCGUCUAAUUAGCUUGUUUUACCCAGGUGCCCAUCCGAGCAUGCUGUAGUUUUUGAAUGACAAAGGUUGUAGAUCCGAGCUUAGCAGGAAAUAUGCUAAAUGACCUUAGAUGUGUCGGUGUGACAGCAAAAUAAACACUUAUAGACAUACUGAAAGCUGCUGUAUAGCUGAAAUCCAUUUUACAUGCUGACUUUGAAGCCUCUAAAAUGGGUGAAUAAUUAUGAUGUAUGAAUACCUUCACUAAGUGAAUGAUUAAAGAUAUAGCUUAUGAUAAAAUGUACUCGAUUUGUUGAUUUUUACACUUGUAAAGAUUUUUUUCCGACUUACAUUAAAUGUCAAGAGAUAAUUUUGGAGAUCCAACUGUUUUGAAUUUAAGGCGUAAAUUUUAUUUCGUAUCUUGCUAUAUCUUCAUAAAAAACAGUCUUAAAUGUAUUUUGAUAACAUUUUAUGUGUCAUUCCAAAUGUGACAUUUAGGGUUUUUACCCGUAAUUAAUACAUAAUGUAAUAUGUCAAGUUACUUCACAUGUUUUAAUUAUGUCAAAACAUUACCCGACCCUCAAAUGGUCUAAGAAAUUUUUAUUUCAUUUUUUUCUGCAAAUCUAGUUUCAUUCCACUUACAUAUAAUGUUGAUUUUAUGCUUAAAAAAGAAAAGUAAUCAAAGCGUGUUUGCCAGACUACCUUCUAUUUUUUUGGUCACAUAAUCUUAAAACAGUUACAGUUUAGGUCUAGAUUUUACUUUAGCAGAUGUGUGCAAAUACUGUUGGCUUUAUUUUAUUUAUUCAUGACAUAAAAACAAAAAAGUCUUGCACGUAGUACUUUUUUAUUAUCUUUAUCUUUUUUAUGUUGCUGACUAAGUACCAGAUAGUACCAUUAAUAUUAAUACCGUAAUCAUUUUAAGAAAUUCAUUAAUGCAAUGAGAAUUUUUUUUUUUAGAUGUAAAAAGUUUCUAAAGUAAGUUUUACUGGUUAUUUUCUGUUGCGAAUUUCAGCCUAUUUGACCAAAAAAUUUCGAGAAAGAUACGUUUUUGUUUUCGUAUUCUUAAAUAUUCGUUUGCAUGAAGGAAACAUGUACAAGCAUGUUCAUGUACAAGCUUGGUAAAAAAAAUCGAGAUUUUAAUGGGUAGGCCUAAAAAUAUUACAAGUUUUUUCCAAAGAAGGAAAAAUUGUCAUUAAAGGUGUUAUUAACAUUUCAAAAAUGUUGUAACUUUGAGACAUAAGAUUUAGCUCAUAUUAACAAAGCAAGGAUGGAAUUCUCCGAAACAGCUGUCAUGGAUUAAGUUAACAAAGCACUUAAAUUUUCGAAUAUUGUACAAUGUAAGCUUCAGUAUGUAUUAAAAAAAAAAACCAGCUAUUUCCUACUUCAAAUGAAUAAUGCCUUUCAAACCUGUAACCAGAUGACAAUUUCUAAUGUCAUGACAAAUAAACUGUUUGUAAAUUUAGUAAGUUUUGGUGCAUACGUACUUCACAAUGUGUUUUCAUUACAUUUUGUGAUUCACUCCAUUUAAUUUGUAAGUAAAUAAGGACAAAGUUUAGAAAGUAGUGUGUAAACUCUAAUUGUAAUAAUUGAGCCGUGCCAUGAGAAAACCAACAUAGUGGCAUUGCGAUCAGCAUGGAUCCAGACCAGCCUGCACAUCCGCGCAGUCUCGUCAGGAUCCAUGCUAUUCACUAACAGUUUCUCCAUUUCCAAUAGGCUUUAAAAGGGAACAGCAUGGAUCCUGACCAGCUGCGCGGCUGGUCUGGAUCCAUGCUGGUCACAAACCCGUUAUGUUGGUUUUCUCAUGGCAUGGCUCAUAUACUUAAAGCUAAGUGUUCUUCGAGAUAGUGGCAUGUAUUGUAGUUAGUUAUUUCAAAUUUAUAUGAUUUGAACUUUUAGUUUGGGUUAAAGAUAAUUAAUGUUAAAUGUAAUGAUAUCAUCAAUAACCAUGAGUUACUAUUAAAAGAUAAUUCUUGAUUUGUUAGAUCAUUAAAUUCAACAUGGUAUUGUUUCAGGGCAUUAAUGCAUCUAUGCAUGCUGAAAACAGCUGCUGGAGCUAAAUUUAAGUUCAAAAUGACUUGUUGUCUGAAGGAAAAAUAACUUCAUUUACAUAUAAUUUACUUUUCUCUAUUUUAGUAAACUAUUUUAUCAAAAUGGAAUUAUAAGGCGAAUUUUAUUAUAAUUUCUAAUUUUUAAAAGGUGACUUAGUAAAAACAUUUGUUUUAGAAAUUCUUUUAAUAAACACUAGAAGUGUUUUUGAAAACUUUGCAAGUUCAUUUGAUUAUGUCAAAGGGGGCAUUAAUUCACAUAGUAUCACUGCUUUGUACAGGUUAUAAUCAUUUUGGGGUAUUGUAAUGAAUUAUGAAUAACAAAAUGAAUUGAGGAAAAUCAGUAGUUUUACUCCAGUUCUUGGAAGCUUGAAAUCACAUUUAUAUGUCUUUCAGAAGAACUGAAAGGCAAUGCAUUGUUUCCUUUUGUUUCAUAAUACUUCUAUGAUAUCGUUCUAUAUGUAUAUAAUGUAUAUACCUAAAAUUAGAAUGGCUGGUCCAUUCUGCGUGAAGAUACUAUUGUCAUCUUAUCGGUGUGUAAUCAUUUCAUUGUUCAUGAAUCAUAAUUUAUAUACAUCUUUCUAUUAAUAUGCUAGCUGACAUGACUGUGUAAGGGUAUAUUGUUUUAAAUCAGUGCCAGGUUUUAUAUCUUGGUGCAUUUUAUUUGAACAGAUGUACAUACACAUUGUUGUGAUACCAGUGGAAUGUAUGGUUUUUGUUUUUCAUUCAAUUAUUUCAAGUUUUUCAAGUUUGAUUAGGUCAUUCUUAUUUGUAUAUUCAAAUAUAAAUAUUAAACAUUGAAAGAAGUCUGAUUCUGGUCUCGAAACUAAAAGUAACUUUAAUAUAACUGGACACCUCCUGUAAAAGCUGUCUUUGCCGCCUGUGUAAUGAUAUGACUUCUUUCUGUAAGUAUAAGGUUAUGAAAUAUUUCUCAUUAAGAAAUGAAUUAAAGAGCAGAUUUUUCAGAUUUUCACCACACAAAAACAUUGUCGUAUAGGACCAUUGAAUCUACUAGUAGGAACUGACCAAUGGCAUGGCUGCAUUCUGAGAACGGUCUCCAAACCAAGUUUUAUGAGCCAGACCUCGGCAACUGAUUUAAAAUAUAGAUGCCAAUAAGUUGAAUUUUUGCAAACAGAAUCAUUGGUAAAUAUAUUUACAGGAGAAAUGAAAUGAUGUUGAUGGCAUUGUCAUGUUGUUCAUUGUCAUGUAGCUUAUUGUCAUGUAGCCCAUUGUCAUGUUCAUUGUCAUGUAGCCCAUUGUCAUGUUGUUCAUUGUCAUGUAGGUCAUUGUCAUGUUGUUCAUUAUCAUGUUGUUAUCAUGUUUUAUAAUAGAAAUUGGUGUUGAUUCGCCAGUAUUUUUAUAUAUAUAUAAUAACAUGUAUAUAUUUUUAUGCGAUUCGCUUUUCAAAAUAUGAACAAAACUAUGCAAUAAAGAAAUAGAACAAAA
Molecule: messenger RNA, 6527 nt
Organism: Mercenaria mercenaria
Lineage: Eukaryota; Metazoa; Mollusca; Bivalvia; Venerida; Veneridae
Exons: 5
Coding region: 282-2723 (813 amino acids)
Biological process (GO): positive regulation of canonical NF-kappaB signal transduction; humoral immune response
Source: RefSeq, a predicted model, not a curated record